AGAGAUAUGGCCAGCUGUGAGUUGAGGGACUGUUUGAGGGAAGGAGAGAGGCAUGGGUACCUCCACUCUCUCUGUAUCCUGUGCUUGGACUGGAUCUCCCGGCAGGACUAGUUGACCAUGGAGAGAGAAAACCACACGAGCACCUCUGAGUUCAUCCUUCUGGGGCUCUCCAGCCAGCCGGAGAGGCAGGAGCUGAUCUUCGGGCUCUUCCUGGUCAUGUACCUGAUGGGGGCAGCAGGGAACUUGCUCAUCAUCCUGGCCAUUGGCUCAGACUCCCACCUCCACACGCCCAUGUACUUCUUCCUCAGUAACCUCUCCCUGGUGGACAUCUGUUUCAUCUCUGCCACAGUCCCCAAGAUGCUUGUGAACAUCCAGAUGCAGACUCAGUUCAUUUCCUAUGGUGGCUGCCUAGCCCAGAUCUACUUCUGCAUUUUGCUUGCCAACAUGGACAACUUCCUUCUCACGGCAAUGGCCUAUGACCGCUAUGUGGCCAUCUGCCACCCGCUGCACUACUCCACUAUGAUGAGUCUGCAAACCUGUGCCUUGAUGCUGGGGAGCUCCUGGCUCAUCGCCAGCUUCCACUCCCUGCUACACACCCUCCUCAUGGCUCGAUUGGAGUUCUGUGCCAGCAACGUCGUCAUCCCUUACUUCUUCUGUGACCUCGUUCCCAUGCUCCAGCUCUCCUGUUCCAACACCCAACUCAACCAGCUUAUGAUUCUGCUGGUGGGUGGCUUGAUCGUGGUCAUCCCCUUCCUGGGCAUUCUCAUCUCCUACAUCCACGUUAUGUCUGCUGUGCUCAAGGUCCCAUCUGCCAGGGGCAAACAAAAGGUCUUUUCCACCUGUGGUUCCCAUCUCACUGUAGUCAUCCUCUUCUAUGGGACCAUUGCAGGGGUCUACCUGAAUCCCUCAUCUUCCCAUUCAACUGACAAGGAUUCUCUGGCCUCGGUGAUGUAUAUGGUCGUUACCCCCAUGCUGAACCCCUUCAUCUACUGCCUGAGAAACAAGGACAUGAAGAGAGCUCUAAGGAAACUGCUCAGUGUGAAGGCUUUAUCCUGUGGGCUGUGACAGCAGAGUGCCCCCCUCAGGGUCUUUGUGCUGGGAAGAGGAGAAUGAAUCGCAGGGACAAGCUGCACAGACAGAGGGCAGGAGGAACAGAGACCUCAACAUCCUGGGUUAUCACCAUAGCUAUGGCUCCCCAAGUUAUUUGCAAGUCCAAAAUUUCUUGGGGCCCUGGCCCAGUAACUCAGUUGGUUAGAGUGUCAUCCCAGUACCCCAAGGUUGUAGGUUCAAUACUCAACCAAUGGUUGCAUCAAUAACUGGAACAAGCCCUGGCU
This is a messenger RNA of Miniopterus natalensis, 1334 nucleotides long. Its product is annotated as putative olfactory receptor 1F12P. Gene Ontology annotation, cellular component: membrane. The record is from RefSeq and is a predicted model, not a curated record. Gene Ontology annotation, molecular function: olfactory receptor activity; G protein-coupled receptor activity. Gene Ontology annotation, biological process: G protein-coupled receptor signaling pathway. Lineage: Eukaryota; Metazoa; Chordata; Mammalia; Chiroptera; Miniopteridae.